Messenger RNA from Neolamprologus brichardi, 794 nucleotides. RefSeq names its product ribosomal protein L13a (gene rpl13a). Gene Ontology annotation, cellular component: ribosome; cytosolic large ribosomal subunit. NCBI's taxonomy places the organism in Eukaryota, Metazoa, Chordata, Actinopteri, Cichliformes, Cichlidae. The record is from RefSeq and is a predicted model, not a curated record. Gene Ontology annotation, biological process: negative regulation of translation; translation. Gene Ontology annotation, molecular function: structural constituent of ribosome; mRNA binding.
AUGCGAGAAUCAGACAAUUGGCGCUAUUUUUUCAUAGCCUGUGAGCCACGAGAAUGCAAGAAGCUGUCGUCACUUCCGCCCACCCCUGCCUUUUACCACGAGCAACCCCGUUUGUCUUUCUUUUCGCACAUCAUGGCGGACCGGUUCAAUAAGGUUCUGCUGCUUGAUGGCAGGGGCCAUCUGCUCGGCCGACUUGCUGCCAUUGUGGCUAAACAGGUUCUUCUGGGCCACAAAGUGGUGGUGGUGAGAUGUGAAGGCAUCAACAUCUCUGGCAACUUCUACCGUAACAAGCUGAAGUACCUGGCUUUCCUGCGCAAGAGGAUGAACACCAACCCCUCUCGUGGUCCGUACCACUUCAGGGCUCCCAGCAAGAUCUUCUGGAGGACUGUUAGAGGUAUGCUGCCUCACAAAACCAAGAGAGGUCAGGCUGCUCUGGAGAGGCUGAAGGUGUUUGAUGGUAUCCCCCCACCCUAUGACAAGAGGAAGCGCAUGGUUGUCCCAGCUGCUCUUAAAGUUGUGCGUCUGAAGCCCUCUCGCAAGUUCGCCCUCCUUGGGCGUCUGGCACAUGAGGUUGGCUGGAAGUACCAGGCUAUCACAGCCACUCUGGAGGAGAAGAGAAAGGAGAAGUCUAAGCUCCGCUACACCAAGAAAAAGACACUGAUCAAUCUGACCAAGCAGGCAGAAAAGAACGUCGAGUCCAAGAUUGCAAAAUACACAGAUGUUCUGAAACAAUAUGGAGUUAUUGUCUGAGCUAAACUCAUCUGGCCAAUAAAGAUGAAUACAUGUUUAUAAAA